AAAUCUGUCUAGAAACCGCGAGAAUAUAUAAUAUAGAUAAAUGAUAAAGAGCAGGAUGGGUAAUAGCUGGUGUCUGAUGGGUCAGCUACAUGUUGAAAGCUGAAGGAAGGGUAUGAAGUGAAUCGUAAGUCGGCCAUACUCAAACAAUCGCCGAACGACGAACGGUCAUCAGCUAGAGCGAAUCCUCGAGGAAAAGUAAAGAGCGUGUGCGGCACCGAGACAUCAUACACAUAUAACACAUUCAAAUAUAUAUAAAUAUAUACAUACAGAUAUAUAUAAAACAUUAUCAUUAUAAUUAUAAUAUUGCAUUACAUGAACACGGAGUGCGGAGACACGGGUCUAUGGAACCAGGGUAUGAAAUGAUAGAUUUAAUUUUUAAAAAAGUAAAAUAAAAAUAAAACCCGCGAAAGUGGUAACUGAAGCAACGAAUUAAAAGUUUAAUAAUUAUUUUAUUUAAAAUUACUGGUGUGUAGGAAUAGAUGCGCUCAAUAAAUUCAACUAUAAACAUUUUGUUGUUGUACUGUGAUAAGUCUGGUGAACUAUUGCGCAAGUUGUCGUGGUUGCCAUUGGAACAACGGUGGUGAUAUAUAUUUAAUCAUCAUCCAUUAACGAGAUUCAUAAAAUAAUAAUUACGUGUCUAUUAUUAUUAUUAUUGUUAUUGAAUAAUUAUUUAAAUAAAUCGAGGAUAACGGUUGAGUAAAGUGGCAGCGGGAUGAGCACCAAGGCGUCUGUUAAUAGACGAGUACUGGCGAUUCAGGCUAAAAAAAAAAGAUACAAGCCAACUAAACGAAAGGGUGCUAAGGGUGGUAAUUCACAAGCUGACACUGAUAAUUCAUCGGGAGCACAUUGUUCCAAGACAUCAUCAGCUACUGCUGCUCGACAGGGAAAUCAGGAUGGCAAUGGCCAGAGGCCUUUUACUGAUAAUGGAAAUCGGUUAGAACCAAGUCAUAGUUCAAGUAAUGAAACAAUUGAAGAUGAUGGGGAUGACCUUUAUAGCAGCGAAGAAGAAGAAGAACAGGAAGACAGCAGUGAUUACUGUCAUGGUGGUUAUCAUCCAGUUAAAAUAGGAGAUCUUUUUUUAAAUCGUUAUCACGUUACGCGGAAACUUGGCUGGGGACAUUUUUCAACUGUCUGGCUCUGUUGGGAUUUACAAGAUAAAAGAUUUGUUGCACUGAAAGUUGUCAAAUCAGCGUCACAUUUUACCGAAACAGCAUUAGAUGAAAUAAAACUACUGAAGGAUGUACGCGAUACGGAUCCGAAUGAUCCGAAGCGUAAUAAAACAGUACAACUGCUUACGGAUUUUAAAAUCAGUGGCAUUAAUGGGUUGCAUGUUUGUAUGGUCUUCGAAGUGUUGGGACACAACCUUCUUAAGUUAAUUAUUAAAUCAAAUUAUCGCGGGAUCCCGCGUAAUAAUGUCAGGCGCAUAAUCAGGCAGGUCCUUGAAGGUCUUGAUUAUUUACACAAUAAAUGUAAAAUAAUCCACACUGACAUUAAACCCGAGAAUGUAUUGAUAUGUGUUGAUGAAACUUAUAUAAGAAAAUUGGCAUUCGUAGCAACGGAAUUACACUCUCUAGGUUUAAAAUUGCCAGUAUCCUUGGUGUCAACAGCACCAAAAAAAUUUCAAGAGCCGACGGUUAAUUCUAAGAUGUCAAAAAAUAAAAAGAAAAGGUUGAAGAAAAAAGCCAAGCGGCAAAAUGAGUUGUUGAAAAAACAAAUGGAGCAGAUUGAAGAACUAGAAGAGAGAUCUAAAAAUAUUAAUAACACGCAGAACGGCAGCAAUGCCAGUGGCAAUGGUGAUAAUACCAGUGGGGGUGGGAUGAGUGAGACAAAUAGUCCAACAACGGACCCGGAUCAGAACACCGAGAGUAUUGAUGACAACACCGAAAGCAAAGAAUCACCGGAUAUAUCUGAUCCAGUAAUUACUUCACCUCAUCGUGGUGUCAAUGGUAUUGUCACUGAUUCAGCAACUGGCGCAAGCUCAGACAAUAUGGAGAACACAUUGUCAUCAUCAUCAUCAUCAGAAAACAACAAAUCAUUAGGAUUAAUAAAUCAAGAGUCGACUGCUGGCGGCGCUCAAAUUCCUGGUGGUGAUAAAGCCUGUGGUGACGGUCUCACUUCAGCUGCUGGUGACAUCGAUACUGGUACUGCUCCACUAGAUCCAGCGCUCGUUGACUGCGAUGUUGAAGUUAAAAUAGCUGAUCUAGGUAACGCGUGUUGGGUUCACAAAAAAUUUACCGAAGACAUUCAGACAAGGCAGUACAGGUCAUUGGAAGUAUUGCUGGGUGCUGGGUACAGCACAUCAGCAGACAUUUGGUCGACAGCUUGCAUGGCUUUUGAAUUAGCAACUGGUGACUAUUUAUUUGAACCUCACAGUGGCGCUGAUUAUUCUAGAGAUGAAGACCAUCUAGCUCAUAUUAUUGAGUUACUCGGUGAAAUUCCUCGUCGUAUUGCACUGUCUGGAAAAUACUCAAAGGCAUUUUUCAAUAAAAAAGGAGAAUUGAAACACAUAACUGGUCUGAAACCAUGGGGACUGUACGAGGUGUUGACUGAAAAAUACGACUGGACAUCCAGCGAAGCUCGUGAAUUUGCAGACUUUCUUACUCCCAUGCUUGAAUUUGAUCCAAAUGUACGCGCAACUGCCGCCGAAUGCCUCAAACACCCGUGGCUCCAGAUCAAAUGAAAUGAAAAUAAUAAUUAACAGAAAAAAAAGAAAUAAAAUAAUAAUAAUAAAAUAAUAAAAAAAAAAAAAAAAAAGUUUUUUCAUGACAAAGUUCUGAAGCUGGUGAGUCAGCGAUUAAGUUUUUGAAAGCUUUCACAAAUUUUUUAGUCGUUAAUUAUCUCAUGUAGGAAAAUCAGUAAUUACGGAUUUUUUAAUUAUUGCAUUACAUAUUUAAUAUAAAUGUCUUGUUCCUCCUCGAAAAAAAAAAACACCAAUGCGUUGCAGUUAUGUACUGUAGCUAAAAUGAUUCUCAAUAAUAAUAAUAAUAAUAAUAAUAAUAAUAAAUUAAU
This is a messenger RNA of Microplitis demolitor, 3009 nucleotides long. RefSeq names its product SRSF protein kinase 3 (gene SRPK). The record is from RefSeq and is a predicted model, not a curated record. Gene Ontology annotation, molecular function: ATP binding; protein kinase activity. Bases 713 to 2680 code for a protein of 655 amino acids. NCBI's taxonomy places the organism in Eukaryota, Metazoa, Arthropoda, Insecta, Hymenoptera, Braconidae. Gene Ontology annotation, biological process: regulation of mRNA processing; protein phosphorylation; spliceosomal complex assembly. The transcript has 6 exons.